Molecule: messenger RNA, 1463 nt
Organism: Cyanistes caeruleus (blue tit)
Lineage: Eukaryota; Metazoa; Chordata; Aves; Passeriformes; Paridae
Source: RefSeq, a predicted model, not a curated record
CACACAGUGCCCGAGCUGGCACCGCCUCUGUGCCGAGCCCUGUGGAGCCGCCUGCCUCAGUGUCCCUUGUCCCUCGCAGAGCUGCCGCCCUCCGAGUUCAUGCAGGUGGCAGAUUCCACGUGGCUGGUGCUCAGCGUCGUCUCCAACGGGCGGGAGGCCCCCGGCUGCCAGGCCACCGGUGUCACCAAGAUCGCGCGCUCCGUCAUCGCGCCGCUGGCCGAGCACCACGUCUCGGUGCUGAUGCUCUCCACGUACCAGACCGACUUCAUCCUGGUGCGGGAGCGGGACCUGCCCGUGGUGAUCCACACGCUGGCCGGGGAGUUCGACAUCUACAGGGAGGAGAGUGGCGAGUGUGUCCCUGUCACCUGCGAUGACGUGAGCAAUGGCUUCCUCAAGCCCAAGCCACCCGCCAGCCCCACGCUGCACCCGGUGCAGAGCCCCCAGACCCGCUUCUGUGUCCUGACGGUGGCCCCCGACACGCUGCCCGCCAUCGCCACCAUGCUCAUCGAUGUCCUCUUCUACUCCCACAGCAGCCCCCCAUGGGAUGCAGCCACCAGCAGCCAGGACCUCGACUCCAUCACCUUCUUCUCCUUCUCCCUCAUCGAGGGCUACAUCUCCAUCGUGAUGGAUGCCGAGACCCAGAAGCGCUUCCCCAGUGACCUCCUGCUGACCAGCUCGACGGGGGAGCUGUGGCGGAUGGUGCGGAUUGGGGGACAGCCCCUUGGCUUCGACGAGUGUGGCAUCGUGGCGCAGAUCGCGGAGCCGCUGGCGGCCGCUGACAUCUCGGCCUAUUACAUCAGCACCUUCAACUUUGAUCAUGCCUUGGUCCCCGAGGAGGGCAUUGCUGAGGUCAUCCAGCUGCUGCAGCAGCGGCAGGAGAGUGGCAGAUAGCGGCUGGCUGUCCCCACGCUGACUGUCCCAGCGUGGUGUCUCCUCCUCCCCACCCCUGUUCAUUCAGUUUUCAUUUGAAUGAUCCCCCAGCACAGGACAGAGCACAGCAUCGCUCCCUCUGUGCUGGGGAUGGGGUGGCUUUGGGGACAUGGUGGCCUUGUGGCAGUGGGCACUGGCCCACAGAAGUGGGGUCAGUCCCUGUGUGCCAUCCUGUCCCUCUCGCCUGGCCUGUGCAGGGUGAGUGGCAGGGUGGGUGUGUCCAGGUGGAGGGGACACAGGGUGGAGGGACAAAGAGCAGUGAUGUGCCACCAUGGUGCUAUAGGGGACAGCCUGGGGCUGAUGGGAUGUGUCCCCUUCAGAAGGGAGGGGUGGCCACGAGGCUCAGGGUCACCCCUGGACCAGCCCCAUGGAGGGGAGAGCAUUCCUGGAGCUGGGGUUACCCCUGGCACCCCAAAAAUCUCCAAGGGGGCAGUGGGGCUCUGGUUCAGCACCAGCACUGGCUGUUACCUGUCAUGGAGGGGUGACGGUGACACCCAGCCCCUCACAAGUUGUAUUUUCACAGUUUUUGAUAA